Molecule: messenger RNA, 4105 nt
Organism: Capsaspora owczarzaki ATCC 30864
Lineage: Eukaryota; Filasterea; Ministeriida; Capsasporidae
Product: Kif15-b protein
Exons: 17
Biological process (GO): microtubule-based movement
Molecular function (GO): ATP binding; microtubule binding; microtubule motor activity
Source: RefSeq, a predicted model, not a curated record
GAUGGAUUCAGAUUCUGCUGCUUUUGUCGAUUCGCCUUCUUCCUGCGAGGCGUUGGACAAGUCGACCGAUGGCGGACAUCUCGACGCCAUUCAAGUGUACGUUCGCUUGAGGCCGAUUGCUCGCGACGAAAGCUCUGGUUCGGUGGAGCAAUCUCGGUUCCAGAUCACGGAAGACAGCAAGAGCAUCAUUCACAACAACACGGCGUACACUUUCGACGAAGUUGUCGGUGAGGAUGUCAAGCAAGAAGCGGUUUUCCGCUCUGUUGGCAAGGUCAUUGUCGAUAACUGCAUCCAAGGCUACAAUGGCACCAUCUUUGCCUAUGGCCAAUCGGGCUCUGGAAAGACACACACAAUGCUUGGACCUCACGAUGCCAAAAAGGAAUCGCAGCAGGACGGCAAAACCGAAAUGCACACGCUGCGUGGCUUGAUCCCUCGCACCUUUGAGUACUUGUUUGCGCAGCUCAACAAUGAGAAGCUCCGCAACCACAAGGUUGAAACGACCUGCAAGCUGAGCUUUUUUGAGAUUUACAACGAGAACAUUUACGAUCUGCUUGACGGCACAUCGACCACUAGUCUGAAGCUGCACGACGACUCGUCGAUCGAGGGGCUUCGUCAACCGACCAUUACCUCUCCCCAGGAGGCAAACAGGCUUCUCUUUGAUGGCAUGUCCAACCGACGCGUGGCUGCCACCUCGCUCAACCGUGACUCGAGCCGCUCGCACGCCGUCUUGACCUUGGUGGUCGACAUUUCGGAAAAGGGCGACGGCGUCAAAAGCGGGCUCAAGUCAGGACGCACAGCUCGUCUCCAUUUGAUUGAUCUGGCAGGCUCCGAGCGCCAACGAGACACUCAAACUGCUGGCCAGAAUCUCAAGGAGGCCUCCAAGAUCAACCUGUCGUUGAGUUCCUUGGGCAACGUCAUGUCCGCUCUUGUGGACAAGAAGGCGCACGUGCCAUACCGCGAGUCGCGUCUCACCAUGUUCCUUCGUGAUUCGCUCGGAGGCAACACCAAGACUUUCAUCAUUGCAAACAUCAACCCGAUUCUGAAAUGCGUCCAAGAGUCCCUGUCCACCCUGGGAUUCGCAGCGCGCGCCAAGCAAAUCAAAAACAAAAUUUCCAUCAACGAAAAAACGGUGGGAGACGCUUCCCAGCUUCAAGGUGAAAUCAAGCGUCUCAAGGCUCUGCUCGAGGGAUCACAAGGCCGCCGCGCUCCUCUCACGUUGGCCGAGCAAGAAGCUCGCGAUGACGAGCUCAUCAAGGUCCUGGAGCUCAAGCGUCAGACAGACUCGUACAAUGCCACUCUUGAAGACCGCCUUCGCUUGAUGCAAGAGUUGAUGGCGCGGCAAGAAGCGGCCAUGCUUCACGCUCAAAUGAUCAUCAAGCUCCGUCAAUCUUACAUUCAGCAGCUUCGCGACCAGCGAAACGGCACCGCCAAUCUGUCUCAACGAGAGAUUUUGCUGCGUCAAGAGAUUGAGCAGUUCAAAUUGCUCAAGGACCAGACCAUUUCCGACAAGUCGAUUGCGUUGGACAAUUAUAUUCUCAAAGCCGAAAUCCAACGUGUCCGACAGGCCUAUCCUCAGUAUGCCCAGGAGAACCAGCAGGUCGUCCUUCUGCAAAGCACGAAUCUCCUCCUGUCAGAUCGCUGCGAGAAACUGAUCGAAGAGAAGCGCGCGCUUGCCGAAGCCAUGGAGCGUCGCAAGCGCCAGUCGGUUGCAUUCGACACCCGGGCUCUCUUGCAACGAGAUGAGGAGAAUGAGGCUCUGCAACGCACAAUUCGCGACCUUGAAAAGCAGUUGACCGAGAUCAACAAGGCAGUCGCGGAAGGGCAAAUUGCCACGGCCGAGGCGAUUGGCGAAAACAAACAACAGAGCCAACAGGCGGCCAAGGUUGCUGCGGCGAUGGCGGCUCAAAUUGAUGCCGCGCAGCGAGAGCUCGAAGACUUGCGCAAGCAGAAUGAAUCGCUUUCUCGCCAAGUCAUCACAAUUCGAAACGAGAAGGAGCUCGCGGCCCUGGAUUUGGACGAUGAGCGUCAGGUGAAGGCACAACGCGAGGCCGAGCUGACUGGCCAGUGCACCCUUCUGGAGCAAGAGAGCAUUCGUCUCCAAAGUGAACUUGCUUUGCUUCGCGGAGACUUGGACCAAAUGACCAAUGCCCAUCAAGCUGCUCAGCGAGAUGUUGCUGAUGCGAUGGAGCGCGUCGCCAAUCAUGAAGCUCAGGCCGAGCAGCAAGCACGCGAAAUUGCCGCGCUCAUGACCCAAAAACUGACCAUGGAGGCAGAUAUGCUGACAACCGAGAAUCAGUACCAGACCCUCAUGACGAAAGCUGCAUUGCUCGAGCAGCAGCUGAGCGGCAGCGUGUCCAGCAACGAAUUGAAGGAGCUCCUCAAGGAGAAUGAGCAACUUCGCGGCCAGUUGCAACAACUUCAAGCCGAUAAAAUGCACCUGGAGAAGGAGCACGCUCGCUUGUUGGCAACGGAGGAGAACCUCACCUUCACCAUCACAGAGCAGAAAGCGUCGAUUGUCCACGCGCGCAGGCAACUAGACGACCUGCGAAAGCUUUUCGACGAAAUCGCCGAGGCCCAGCGACUGGCGAAAGACGAGCUUGACAACCAGACAGAAGCUUACAAGCUUGUCAAGGCAGAGCUCCAGGAGCGCAUCCAAACGCUUGAGCAAGAACGGAAUACGGCCAGUCAACAAGCAGCAGACGGCUUGGCGCGGUCAAUGCAGCUCGAAGCGGAGCUGGAGGAGGCGAAAGCAACGGCGACCAAGAGUGAGACCGAACGCCAAGCACUCGCCAAUGUCCACGCGCAAGCGAUCGAGAAGGCGCGCAAAGACCGCGAGCAGAUGCUAGCUGAAGUGUACAGCGAGCGUGUCCGAGCGGACGCCAAGUACCGGGAGCUGCAAGCCACGCAAGAGUCGGCCAGCCAAGUCUCGGCCGAAGCGUUCCAAGCCCUGUCCAAGACGGCAGACGACCUACGACACGCCAACGAGCGGCAGCACGAGGAACUCCAGGCGCGCCAAGAGGCCAUUGUUCAACUUGAGCAAGGCCAGAUGCAAGCCCGCCAAGCGUGCGAGAGGAUGGCUGCGCAGCUCAGCGAGGCUGGCAUGGAAAGCAGCCAGGUGACCGACACCCUCCGUCGACAGCUCGAAUCUCGCGACGGGCGCAUUCUCGAACUCGAAUCCAUGUUGCUGCGUGCAUCUCAACACGAAAGCGACUCCCAGCGCACGAUUGAAGCGCUUCGCGACAGCCAGCUCCUCAUGACUGACGACCUGAACAACAUGCGUGCCGAGCGCGACGCAGCUGUUGCCAACGCAGCCACCCAGCAGCGCGAGGCUACGCUCGAGUUGGAAGAGUUGCGUCGCAGACUUGCCACUUUGGAGCAGGCCCAAUCGCAGCUGCAACUUGCCAACCAGACGGCCAGCCAAACCAACGAAGCGCUGAAGGUCGAAAAUGGUACUCUGUCUUCAAAGCUCGCAGCUGCUACCCUGUCUGUUGGCGAGUUGGAAGCUCGCUCAGAGCAACUUGGCAAGGCCUUCCGACAGGCGCAAGACGAGAUUGUGGUGGUCAAGAAGGAUCGGGACUCUUUCGCCACCAAGUUUGCCCUCGAGCGAGCGAACGCCGAGACUGCAGCGGAUGAUGUUCAGAGCAUGGUCGAGGAGCUUGAAGCUCUUCGUCAUUCCAUGACGCGGCUGUUGACGGAAAAGUCUGACCUGGCCUCCAACCUCGAGAUGGCGAAUGAAGAAAUUUUGUCCACCAAGCAAAAGCUCAGCGAGGAGAUUGAGAAUCGCCGAAAGGAACUCGAGAUGCUGGAGAACGAGAAUGCCAGCCUGAUGGGUCACCAAAAUCAGCAACAAAAGAUCAAGAUGAGCAUGAAGAUUCGUCAAGAGAACAACGAGCUGCAAGCGCGAAAUGUGCGCUUGCGUGCCGCACUGUUGGAUAUGCAGGCCAAGUACAAUGACAAGUCCAUUCUUCCUUAGAGUUGGAAAAGGAUGCAAGUCGCGUCGAGUCGAUGGGCUUUUUUUUUUGUUGUUGUUGUUGAACGGGAGGUUUGUUGGGUUGAAUAAUGACGUGUUAUUAUGUUGUGAAAUCAAGAAAAUGUUAAUGCUGAA